Messenger RNA from Onychostoma macrolepis, 966 nucleotides. It is a transcript of the gene abracl, whose product is annotated as ABRA C-terminal like. The record is from RefSeq and is a predicted model, not a curated record. Gene Ontology annotation, biological process: regulation of actin filament-based process. Lineage: Eukaryota; Metazoa; Chordata; Actinopteri; Cypriniformes; Cyprinidae. The coding region runs from base 25 to 345 and encodes 106 amino acids. The transcript has 3 exons.
GACGUCACACACACAAAGCCAUCUAUGGUAGUGCUUUCUCAUUUCAAUCAGCCUAUAGUCAGCAGAGCGGCGGCACUAUACCACCACAAAGUGACAAAAAUGAAUGUGGAACAUGAAGUUACACUGCUCGUUGAUGAGAUUCGUCGCCUGGGCAGUACAAACGCAGAUGGGAAGAUCAGUGUCAAAUUUGGAGUCUUGUUUAAUGAUGACCAAUGCGCCAACCUCUUUGAAGCUCUGGUCGGAACGCUGAAAGCGGCCAAGCGAAAGAAGAUCAUCACAUUCGAAGGGGAGCUCUUACUGCAAGGAGUUCAUGACAAUGUUGAUGUCAUAUUACUGCAGGACUGAAUCUAAACCCAAGUAAAAAGUACAAAUGUGUUUUUGACAUGUCAUUGCUACAUUUUGAUAUGGAAAUAUACUUGAGAAUGUAACAUUUUUGUAUACUGGAUUGGAAUAUUUUUAUACAGCAACUUUUUUUCUCUCAGGGGAGUGAUCUGCACAAAGUUUUUUUUGAAAAGUAGCAAUCUUCCCUGUUCAGUCAGCUCAACAGCUAACAGUUAUAUGUGCAUGAUCAUGUUACUGGUUUUUUUGGGAUUGAAUGAAUUCAUCAAAUAUUGUUUUCAACCUAAUGGAAAUGAAUAUCCACACAGGUUAAUAUCAGUUUUACAGAAUAUACCUCUGAUGUACCAUUCUGACUGUAUUGAUUGUAGACUGCAUAAUUGCUGUCUUUUACUGUAAUCAUGAGGUUGUUUGUUUGCAGUACCAUUACUGUGAAAUUAUUCAUUUCAGGCAUGGUCAAUCUAGUUAUAUGUGCUGUAACAUCUCAAAGGCUGAUAAACAUAAAUAGUAAGUAACAUUUAUCUGCUGUAUGAUACUCUGGAAUUAAAUGUGCAAAAAACACCUAAGUUCAACAAAUCAUCCGAACUGUUCCAGUGUGAUAUUCUGUUUUAUAAAGCUCUUGCAAAAACA